Messenger RNA from Homo sapiens (human), 1682 nucleotides. It is a transcript of the gene NAPRT, whose product is annotated as nicotinate phosphoribosyltransferase. Gene Ontology annotation, cellular component: cytosol. Gene Ontology annotation, molecular function: nicotinate phosphoribosyltransferase activity. The record is from RefSeq and is marked validated. Gene Ontology annotation, biological process: NAD+ biosynthetic process; NAD+ biosynthetic process via the salvage pathway. NCBI's taxonomy places the organism in Eukaryota, Metazoa, Chordata, Mammalia, Primates, Hominidae.
GUCGGGAGCAGGAUGGCGGCGGAGCAGGACCCCGAGGCGCGCGCGGCGGCGCGGCCGCUGCUCACUGACCUCUACCAGGCCACCAUGGCGUUGGGCUAUUGGCGCGCGGGCCGGGCGCGGGACGCCGCCGAGUUCGAGCUCUUCUUCCGCCGCUGCCCGUUCGGCGGCGCCUUCGCCUUGGCCGCCGGCUUGCGCGACUGUGUGCGCUUCCUGCGCGCCUUCCGCCUGCGGGACGCCGACGUGCAGUUCCUGGCCUCGGUGCUGCCCCCAGACACGGAUCCUGCGUUCUUCGAGCACCUUCGGGCCCUCGACUGCUCCGAGGUGACGGUGCGAGCCCUGCCCGAGGGCUCCCUCGCCUUCCCCGGAGUGCCGCUCCUGCAGGUGUCCGGGCCGCUCCUGGUGGUGCAGCUGCUGGAGACACCGCUGCUCUGCCUGGUCAGCUACGCCAGCCUGGUGGCCACCAACGCAGCGCGGCUUCGCUUGAUCGCAGGGCCAGAGAAGCGGCUGCUAGAGAUGGGCCUGAGGCGGGCUCAGGGCCCCGAUGGGGGCCUGACAGCCUCCACCUACAGCUACCUGGGCGGCUUCGACAGCAGCAGCAACGUGCUAGCGGGCCAGCUGCGAGGUGUGCCGGUGGCCGGGACCCUGGCCCACUCCUUCGUCACUUCCUUUUCAGGCAGCGAGGUGCCCCCUGACCCGAUGUUGGCGCCAGCAGCUGGUGAGGGCCCUGGGGUGGACCUGGCGGCCAAAGCCCAGGUGUGGCUGGAGCAGGUGUGUGCCCACCUGGGGCUGGGGGUGCAGGAGCCGCAUCCAGGCGAGCGGGCAGCCUUUGUGGCCUAUGCCUUGGCUUUUCCCCGGGCCUUCCAGGGCCUCCUGGACACCUACAGCGUGUGGAGGAGUGGUCUCCCCAACUUCCUAGCAGUCGCCCUGGCCCUGGGAGAGCUGGGCUACCGGGCAGUGGGCGUGAGGCUGGACAGUGGUGACCUGCUACAGCAGGCUCAGGAGAUCCGCAAGGUCUUCCGAGCUGCUGCAGCCCAGUUCCAGGUGCCCUGGCUGGAGUCAGUCCUCAUCGUAGUCAGCAACAACAUUGACGAGGAGGCGCUGGCCCGACUGGCCCAGGAGGGCAGUGAGGUGAAUGUCAUUGGCAUUGGCACCAGUGUGGUCACCUGCCCCCAACAGCCUUCCCUGGGUGGCGUCUAUAAGCUGGUGGCCGUGGGGGGCCAGCCACGAAUGAAGCUGACCGAGGACCCCGAGAAGCAGACGUUGCCUGGGAGCAAGGCUGCUUUCCGGCUCCUGGGCUCUGACGGGUCUCCACUCAUGGACAUGCUGCAGUUAGCAGAAGAGCCAGUGCCACAGGCUGGGCAGGAGCUGAGGGUGUGGCCUCCAGGGGCCCAGGAGCCCUGCACCGUGAGGCCAGCCCAGGUGGAGCCACUACUGCGGCUCUGCCUCCAGCAGGGACAGCUGUGUGAGCCGCUCCCAUCCCUGGCAGAGUCUAGAGCCUUGGCCCAGCUGUCCCUGAGCCGACUCAGCCCUGAGCACAGGCGGCUGCGGAGCCCUGCACAGUACCAGGUGGUGCUGUCCGAGAGGCUGCAGGCCCUGGUGAACAGUCUGUGUGCGGGGCAGUCCCCCUGAGACUCGGAGCGGGGCUGACUGGAAACAACACGAAUCACUCACUUUUCCCCACA